Trematosphaeria pertusa is the source of this 428-nucleotide messenger RNA. RefSeq lists its product as uncharacterized. The record is from RefSeq and is a predicted model, not a curated record. The transcript has a single exon. Bases 99 to 428 code for a protein of 109 amino acids. Lineage: Eukaryota; Fungi; Ascomycota; Dothideomycetes; Pleosporales; Trematosphaeriaceae.
CGAAACCUUUCCUCCUGGGGUAUAAGUUCUUUCUCUUUUUCACUUCACAACUCCUUCCCACUACCACAACCAUCCCUUUCCCGAAUCGGAUCGUCAAGAUGUCUCCUCUCCUCCUCCACGUCCUCGCCACCCUUUUCAUCGUCCUCCUCCUAACACUUACAUCUGCCGGGCUCGCAUACGCUCUGGGUCUGUUCGAUGUUCUGCAUCGCGGGCCUGCGAAAAGGCGUGUCUUGUCGCCGUCGACGACGACGGGGUCGAUAGAGCUGAAGUCGGAGUUGAAGCAGAAAGCAAGGUCAAGAAGGAGGGGUGAAUAUGAGCUAAGGAGGGAUAUAGAUGAGGUCAGGAAGAGCAGUGGGUUUUAUAGAGAGCUGGGGGAGAGGUAUGAGGAGAUGGGGCAGGAGAUCGUGGGGGGUAUUCGGAGGGCGUAG